ACACCUCCACGGGGCUGUUAUGCGCACAAUCUGUGACUUCUAAAAUGCCCUGCUGCGACUCUUGCGUCAACAUGUUCACGGGUCGACCACCACCAUGGAUAUUAGCGUCAUUAGCUCUUGAAUGUAAUCGGUAUUUCUGUAUUACUGAAAUGGGCCAAGGCGCCACAAAAGCAACGCUGCCGGCUUAAAUUGAGGUGUGCAGGAUGGGCGAGCGAGCUGUCAGCGGCCCUGUGGCUGCUAUCUCACCAGUGCAGCAGAUGCUGGCUUCUGGCACCGGGGCCCUCCUCACAUCUGUCUUUGUCACACCGCUGGACGUUGUGAAGAUCCGGCUGCAGGCUCAGCAAACACCGUUCCGCCAAGCGUUAGCCCGUAAAGCAGCUCCGUGGGGUGACAUCAUCCGCCCGUCCAAGUGGAAGUGUUUCUUGUAUUGUAACGGGCUGAUGGAUCACGUCUACGUGUGUCAGAACCGAACCAGUUGUACGAGCUGGUACAAAACGCCGACGCAUUUCAGCGGGACGCUUGACGCGUUUGUGAAAAUCACUCGACAUGAAGGACUCCGGUCGUUGUGGAGCGGUCUGCCACCGACGCUUGUCAUGGCUGUACCUGCCACCGUCAUCUACUUCACCUGCUACGACCAGCUGAGGGACUUCCUGAGACACGGUCUGGGUUUCCAGGGGAGUCAUAUCCCUCUUGUUGCCGGGGGUCUGGCCAGAUUGGGUGCUGUGACGGUGAUCAGCCCUCUGGAGCUGGUCAGGACUAAGAUGCAGUCCCGUCGGCUUCCCUACAGCGAGCUGCGGGAGUGCAUCCGCUCGUCCGUGGCCCAGGACGGCCUGCUGUCUCUGUGGAGGGGCUGGGGUCCCACCGUGCUCAGAGACGUCCCCUUCUCUGCAUUGUACUGGUUUAACUAUGAGCUGGUGAAGGCCCACCUGUGUGAAAAGUCCCAAGUGACUCAGGCCAACUUCUCCAUCAGCUUCACAGCCGGAGCCGUUUCUGGAGCUAUUGCUGCGAUCCUGACGCUGCCGUUUGACGUGGUGAAGACACGGAGACAGAUUCAGCUGGGAGAAAUGGAUACUCUAGGAGUGUGCUCUAAGAGAACCACGUCCACAUGGCACAUCAUGAAGGAAAUAUGGGCAGAGCUGGGCUACAGGGGCCUUUUUGCAGGUUUCAUGCCCCGGGUGAUCAAGGUGGCCCCGGCCUGUGCUGUCAUGAUAAGCACCUACGAGUUCGGGAAGGCUUUCUUCCAAAAGGUGAACCUCGAUCGAGACGGGCCGCUCUCCUAAAGGCUGUCUGUGCAGGAGGUUCUCCACAGCAGCACCAGCAGACAUUGUUAUCAGCUUAGUGCUCCUCAAAGUAUAAAGAGGGGGGGGGGGGGAGAGUUGAGGAACAGGCGGGCCUGGACUUGGGGUUUGAGUGAACCCAGAAGGAAAGAUGCUUUAAGGGAAGCUUCUUCCUGCAAAUCUGCUCUCUUGGAAGGUUCACCACAGACUGUGAUAAAUCAUCCUUGAACUUUUUAAUGAAGUCUACACACAGAGAGAUACUAAGUGAGAUACUCAAAGACUACAGACUUGAUGUGUGUUGAUUAGUAGGUAAAGGUCUUACAUGUACCUUUUAAAAAGAGAAUGAUUUGACUUUGCUUAACAGGAGAAACCUUUACCCCCCAAAGAAAUCUGACACAUCUGUGCACAAACAUUACAGGUUCAACACCACCAUUAAAGACACUGAAACAACUGACCUUUGAUGCGGGACAGUGGUGGGAGGUUUAUUUUUUUUCAUGGACUGCAUGAGCCUCAGGAAACAUUUCUUCACUUUGCAUCGCUAGAGAGUCGAGACCAGCUGCAUGGUGGGAAAAGCCGUAUUCAAUAAAGAAUCCCGCAUAAGCAUUUACUACACUACCCUGCAUUCCUGUAACAGUACAGCAUGAUGUAUCAGUCGGUACAUGACUGACAAAUCUGUUAAAUAUGGUGGAGAGGUGUGGUCGUUCGUAGCACUUGACAUUUGCAAGAUUCAUGCUGUGAAAUACAACCAUACAAAUGAAGUUUUGUUCUUAGUUAAAUGUAAGCCUUCCUGUAUGUUAUCAUAACGGGACAAAGGUUGGGCUUCAUGGAAAAAAAUAAAUAAAAAUCAGUAGCGCCUUCUCGGACAAUGUGGGAUCAACUGUGCAUGAAUUUAGCAUUUUAGCUGAAAUGGUACUGCAAGAGUUCAUGAACAUAUCUGAUUUAUUCUGUGAAUGAAUACCAUCACAAGUUAUAAGGUGAUGUGUUAAAAAAAAAAACAACUCGAAAGGCUUCCUGGUGGUGACAUGCUUGAAUUUCUUUACUACAAUAACAUUUCAUUAAAGAUCUACUCCAA
Messenger RNA from Labrus mixtus (cuckoo wrasse), 2349 nucleotides. It is a transcript of the gene slc25a39, whose product is annotated as solute carrier family 25 member 39. Bases 204 to 1280 code for a protein of 358 amino acids. The transcript has 12 exons. The record is from RefSeq and is a predicted model, not a curated record. NCBI's taxonomy places the organism in Eukaryota, Metazoa, Chordata, Actinopteri, Labriformes, Labridae. Gene Ontology annotation, biological process: mitochondrial transmembrane transport.